Pelmatolapia mariae (spotted tilapia) is the source of this 8522-nucleotide messenger RNA. RefSeq names its product transmembrane protein 132C. Lineage: Eukaryota; Metazoa; Chordata; Actinopteri; Cichliformes; Cichlidae. The transcript has 16 exons. The record is from RefSeq and is a predicted model, not a curated record. The coding region runs from base 781 to 4329 and encodes 1182 amino acids.
GAAGCUUCAGACCUCCUCUUCUGUCCUCUCCUCACUCCAUCCCACGGACGAGUGUACACAGACUCUCAAGUUGAACCCAGACGCGCACACAUCAGACAACACUUACAGCAAGAGGACGAUAGUCGGAGGAAAGGCAGAGAGGGAAAAGAAAAGGAGAGCGGACGGAGCUGCUGCCGAGCGAGCAGAAUUUGGAUUUUAAUUUAUUAAGCGAGCCCUAAAUGACAGAGUUGUCUUUGCUCUUUACUGUUUCAAAGUCCACUGUGAAGUGCACUUUUUUAUUUUUUUUCGGGACUUCGUGUGACCCUCUGGUGAUUUUUUAAAAACUUUGCAAGAAAGAAAACUGCGACAAAGGCAAAGAGAACAGCGCUUUAACUGUCAGCUUUAACCGUCCCGUUUGGAUAAAUAAGGCAGAGAAGCGCACUGGUGGAAAAAAGCUCACUACGGGGAAUUUCAUUCAUCCAUCGGUUCUGGCUUGAAGGAGAGAGAGUUUUUGGGGGGAGGCGGAUUAAAAAAAGAAGCCAGCUUGCACCGGAAUUGCCCAUUGGGGGGUUCCUCUUUAUUACUGACUGAAGAAGGAUUUAUAGUUUACUCCAAAUCUCAUCUGCUCGGUGUCUUAGGUCAAGCACAGCGGGAGCGCAGUUUGGUGAAAAUGAGAUUGAUGGCACCAAUGCGAUAGUAAUCUUUCUGUGGGAACAAAAGGAGAAAGAAAUAUAGAAAUUAAAAUCUUGCCCUUUGAAUCCUUAUUGCCAACAGUCGCGGGGGUUUUUAUCGACUGGAGGGAUGGAGACGAUCGGGAGAAAGGGAGGCGCGCCGUUGGGGUGUCGCCUCUGGAAGACGCUGCUUCUUCUUCUGCUGUGGAAAGUGUCUGACAGCCCAUCAGUAGCAGCAGGCGGUGGACCAGGCGGAGGGCCGGACAUCUCCCAGUCCCACUUCUCCUCCUCUCUUCCCACCUACCUCCCUGUCCAAUGCCAACUAAGUGGCGCUGAUUCCGCCUUCUUCCUGCGAGAAGCCAAUCAGGAGGUUAUGCGAAAUGGCAGCCUAUCAUCACGGACUGAGCCAUUCUUUCUCCACCAGCUAGAACCAGGCAUUUCUGCCCCACACUCUCUGCCAAGUGUAAACUGCAGUUAUGGAAAUCUGAGCACUGAGCAGCCAAUCCCUGUGGAAUUGCUUCAAGGUCCAUCACCACACCUGCUCCUUUCAACAAACCGUGUGACGUUGAACUGGAAGGUCAAAGGUCAGGUAGUGGUGCCUAAAGUGGGAUCAACAAGGCCAUGGAUACAGGUAUUGUUUUACCUGGUAGGGCGGCGUUGGGAUGAGCCUGAACCACCUCCAUCAUCCCUCCUCCCAUGCAUCAGGGCCUUGGCCAUCCGUGACACUAGUGAAGCAGCACCCUCGGCAGGCUGCCGACUCAUGGGACCAUCUGGUAUCUGUGUUGUCCGUCUGGAGAUUCCCCCAGCUUGGUUUACACCACCACAAGUGAGAAAGAGACCUCCUGAAGUGGCUCUACCAUCAGUGGAUGUGUAUUACUCAAUUAUACCAGUGGAAGGUGCUGGUCAAGAGUGUCCCUCCAUUGUUAAUGAGCCAUGGAAAGCUCCAAGUGCAAACUCUGGGCCACAUGGUGGUCUGGCUAUGGGCCUUGGGGGGCAGUGGAGCACCCUAGUGGAUGAAGGUCUUCAAGACAUGCUGAAAGUUGGUUCUGUUGCAAUGAGCAUGGGCCCUGUUUCUGCCAAAGGAGAAAGACUACAAUUAGAUGACAAUGUGGAAGUUUUGGAGCCUCCCAGUCCUGUUCGGCUUGGCAGAACAGUGGCUUUUGCCAUCUACAUGAAGACAACUUCAAAUACGGAACAGUUUACAUUGAGGGUGUGGUUCCAGUCAGGUAUCAACUUCCUGGCUGUGAAACCCAGCAACCUUGUCGCAUGGGAGAUCAAACAGGAAAUGGCACCGGGAAGCAGUUCGUUGGCAGUGAUGUGCCAGAGAAAGGCCUCCUCCACAGCAGAGAGAUUAGAAAGUCCUUCCUAUGAGGUCAUGCAGCUCGACUUUGAGGUGGAUAACGUGAUUAACCUGGUGCCAACCCAGACUCUACACUGGAGCGUUGAAUACCCAGCUGGCACACAGACAACUUCCAGGCAAACAGAGAAAGUUUCACACCUCUAUAUCAGCAGUGCCGACAUACAGGGCAUCGUACCACUGGCUGAGGACACAGAGAUUGUGAAUACAGCCAUUCUAACCGGUCGACAUGUUGCAGUGCCAAUCAAAGUGGUUACUGUGGAAAGCGAUGGGCAGGUGAGGGAGGUGGACGACUCCAUCACCUGCAGCUCAACAGAUGUGGAUGUGGUUAAGGUUUCUCCGAACUGUGACAAGGUUUUGGUGAAUGGCAAAGAAAUGCGUGGUCGGCAGUCUUUGACCAUCAAGUUCUCAUACCUGCACCUAUCUGCUCAGCUUCAGCUCACCGUCUGGGUGCCCAAGCUACCGCUUCAGAUAGAUCUGUCAGAUACUGAGCUCAGCCAGGUCAAGGGCUGGAGGGUGCCAAUCAUCACUAACAAGAGACCCACCAGAGACAGUGAAGAUGAUGAGGACGAUGACAGAAAGGGCAAAGGCUGCACCCUACAGUACCAGUAUGCUCUGGUGCGGGUCCUCACUCAUUUUGUCGCAGAACCGUCUGACCCAGGUGGAGAGAUGGUUUACAUGCUGGGUGCUGACUGGCAAGUUGAUAUCACUCAUUUGGUCUUGGACCAAUUAAAGAUAGAAGAGCCUCGCAUUGCCAGAUUAAUAGAUGGACGAAUCGUAAUCGGGCGGGACCUGGGACACACCAAUAUACAGGUUCUGUCCCCCUUGUCUGACUCAAUACUGGCAGAGAAGACUGUAACUGUAUUAGAUGACAAGGUCACCAUUUCUGACCUGGGAGUCCAGCUGGUUGCAUCUCUGUCCCUUAGUUUGAGUCCAAGUCCUGUAAAUUCUCAAGCCAUACAAUUAACAACCACAGCUGCUGACCUGCUACAUACACCUAAACAGGAAGCUGGGAUCAGUGCAUGGAUCCAGUACAGUGAUGGUUCGGUGACACCACUGGAUAUAUAUGAUCCAAAAGACUUCCUACUUUCAGCUGUCUCACUUGAUGAGAAUGUAAUUUCUGUUACCAAUCAGGAACAGCACUGGCCCAUUGUAGUAGCAGAAGGUGAUGGGCAGGGGGCAUUGUUUCGAGUAGAGAUGGUCAUCUCUGAAACUUGCCAGAAGUCAAAAAGGAAGAGUGUGCUGGCAUCUGGAGUUGGAAAUGUUAUAGUUAAGUUUGGAGCAAAAAAUGACGAAAGAGGAGUGAUGGGAAGAGGGGGGCAAGAUGAUGGUGGAGGGUUGGAUAACAGCACCAGUGAACAACGGACAAAAGAUGGAGGAGAGUGGAAAUCUAACAGUGCAGCAGUGGACCGAGAGGAAGGAGCCAUGAGGAAGGUUAGCUCAACAACCAAGAGUACAGUAACCCAUCGUGCUUCAGGUGGCAAAGGUGCUGGUGGUGGCAGCAGCAGUAGUCGUGGCAGUGGCCCCAGCCAACCAGGCGACUACAGUAGCUACCCAGCACCAGUGGAGGUACCGGGGACUGGAAACAGUGAGCUAACCCAGCCCACUAGAGGCCUGUCAGACCUGGAGAUUGGGAUGUAUGCCCUUCUGGGAGUAUUCUGCCUGGCAAUACUGGUUUUUCUCAUCAACUGUGUCAGCUUUGCUUUCAGAUACCGUCACAAGCAAGUCCCAGUUCUAGAGGCAGGAGGCAACAUGAACCAUGCCCACGACUGGGUGUGGCUUGGCACUGAGGCUGACCUUUUAGCAGACCACUCUGACCAAUGCCAGGGUGGCGUGCCGGAUGAGUGCACCACCAUAAUUGACCGCAAUGAAGGGGGCUACGAGGAGAACAAGUAUCUACUGAAUGGGGCUGGUAACACCUUGGUAAUGGGCAUGGGCACUAUAAGUGGGAGCGGUGGCAGAGGUGGACAUCGGGGUGUCACCCAUGGACAAACCUUGCCUAGAUCCAUUCCAGAAUCGCAUCAGUGCCUUUCAGCAAUCACUACUGGUGGCAAAGAUGCUACAGGUCAAAAGGAGCAUCUGAAUAAUUCCCCCCAAGCCACAGCUGCAGCUGCUGUUGCAGCGGCCAAACGCAAACGCGUCAAAUUCACAUCUUUUGCCACUGUUCUGCCCAAUGAUAAUUCAGGUGGUGGCCCAUACACCAACUCAUCAGUCCUGGUGACGAAUGGGAGUGAAGAUGAUAUCAAGUGGGUGUGCCAGGAUAUGGACCUAGGUCAGUCUGAAAUCAGAACCUAUAUGGAGAGGCUACAAGACAAUCUGUGACUGAUGGGAAAGAAACUGAGAAAUGGCGGGGCAGAGGAUUAGUACAGUAGGGGGAGAAUGGACAAUGAGUACAAUUCACCUAUAAUGCCUUUGCAGUGGAUAUAUGGAGGGAGAAUGGGAGGGAUAUAAGAAGCGUGAAGGGAACAUAAAGUGUGAUGAUGUGUCUGGAAGAGUAUCUAAGAGACAUUGUGUUGGGUUGGGGACGCUUACAUUUAGCAUCCCUUAGGCUAUGAAAAGCAUCACUAGCUCACACUAAAAUUAAUGGUAGCAAAUAAUAAAUAACUUUGAGUUUUUUUCUGUUUUAUUUAUUGUGAAAAUAUUAGUGUAAAAAUCAAUAAUAAAGUCACUAUUGUUUUAAAUGUUUACUUUCAGAAAAUUAGUAAACCAUUGUAUAGAUACUUACAGUAAAUUCAGGGUACGUUAUUGGACAGACAUUUGUAAGCCACUUUACAUUUAAACGAGGAUGGGAAGGACUUACAUCAUGUCCUGCCUUCAGAAGUCUUUUUUACUCGUGUGGUAUAUUGCCAACCUUUGCUGUGGCCGUUGACUAAUCAUUGAUCUACUUUUGAUAUACAAACAUUUACCUGCCGAGUCUGCAGAAUGGUUACGUAAUGAGUUCUCUGACGAAUAUGUGUUGUUGGUUUAUCAUGUGACCCAUUUCUUAUGGCAUUUCUCAUAAGUAACAUGUGAAAUGUAAUAAAUAUAUAUAGUCCAAGUACUCAACUAGAAAUUCAGGCAUUUUGCAGUUACUAGUGGGAAUUGCCAUUCAGCUCUGUAUUCAGGCAAAUGUGCUCUUUCUUGAAACAACAGAGUGUCCUGAGAGUUGGAAAAUGAUAUCUCUUACAAAAGACUGUUUCUCCCUUGGAUCCAAGACAGAGGCAUUUAUUCUUGCACAAUUACAAACAGGAAAGGACAUUAGCCAUAUUUGAGGCUGAUUUUCUGUUUUCCCUGCAGCCAAUGAUGGCUUUCUCCCUCUAUCCAGAAUCACUCCUGUCAUCCCCUGGCCCAUCUCCUUGUCUGUGAUUGGACAACAGUAGAACAUUUGUGAAGUUAAAAAAAAAAGAAAAAUACACACACAGUGAAACACUGAGUGUAAGGGGACUGACUGAAAUGUCUCAUAUUAAAAAAAAGGAAGUGGUUGGGCUUUGCAAAGCCUGACUGAGCACCUAAUAAUGAAGAUUAUUAAAAAAAUGUACCACAUAGGCAACCAGACAGACAGGAGUACCUACAGUGUUGAACAUUGAGAUAACAGGAUGUACUGAAUGACAUGUGAAUGGAUAAUGAUAAUGGAAUGGAUACCUGACGAACAGAUAUGGAUACGUACCAGCUUGUUGAACAUUAUUAUGAAUAUAUUGUUUUUUUUCCUUUUGUUUGUCCUUUUUGAUAAAUAGAAGGUUUUUAUGUUUUUCUUUGUUAUGUUUUUCCCUAAUUUGGGAAGAUAUUAACUGUAGCUUUUUAUUUCAGAGAUUUAUUAAGAUUUAAGAAUAUAUGAUCCUUUUUUUCCUUCUAGAUACCUAUUUAUUUGAAAUCAUGUUUGAGAGGGUGAGGAAGGAAUGACAGGGCAAGGACAAAGACUGAAAGUAAUAGGCCUGCUGGUGAAUGAUAGCACAUAAAAGAAUAAGUGGAAAGAAGGACUCAGAACAGGCAAAGGUUGCCUCACCUUCGUUAAGCUCAGGUGACGAGUCAUGAAGAACCGACAAUAAAAAAGGAGAACUGUACGAUGUUAAGAUUGCAAUAUUUAUUUAUAAAUGUGUUACUGUUUCAGAGUACACUGUAUGUUGUAAAUAAAUAAACAUGCUUCAAAGUGCUUGUGAAUAAGAUUGCAGGCCACUAGCCAACAACUUGGUGAUAUUUUGUACAUUUUACAGUGCAAAUAUGGUACACAAUACUAUCUACCACCACAAUGUGAAAGUGAUCUUAUGGGUUCUUUUUUUCUAAAGAUGUUCCGGUCUUUACUUCAAGUAUUGAAUGAGUUCUUGUCUUUGUACAGGGUAGAAGUCAGUUUACCUCUGUGAGAUGUAAAAAUGGAGGCCAUUACACUCAAAAUUGUUUGAGAACGGCGAGUCUCAGAGGUCCAUUUAGGAAAGCAAAUUAAACCAACUGUCACAAUGUUUUUUUAGUGGGCUCAUUCAAUUGAAAACAAGGGCAUAAUUUUGAUUACUAAAGGCAUCUCUAUUUUCAAUCAUUUGUUAAACAAGAAACAUUUGAAAAAUACACGCUGGCAUCAAAACACAAAUGAUUGGGUCUGAAAUGGAAAGAAUUGGGAAUAAAAAGAAAAUGCAGUGUAAACAGACACAGAUAAGAGACCUGAGCUGAUGCCAAAUGGGGAAUAAAAUUUGCCGUAUGGCCUCCACCAAAGCAAUAGAUAUUCUGACUGAUGAUGACAACUAUACUGUAUGUUCUGGACACAUUACUGUAUCUAUCCUACUCUGCUCUCCGAUGUAGUUAUAAGACUGCUGUGCUCCAAAGGAACAGUCAAAUGGAUCCUAGUUCAAUAGUUGCUUAAGGUAUAAGUGUAGCAAUGCUCUCAGUUGAAAAAUCUUUCUUAAAUUGCUGUGAAUGUAUUCAUACUUUACAGCUUUGGAAAUCCAUUUUACCUACUUUUAUUUAAAAAAAAAAAAAUGGAUGUCAACUUAAAAAAAUACAAGGCUAUUUUUGAGAGACUGCAGAUUGGGUAUUUCAGCUUGCACUGUAUUUGAUAUCAAAGAAAGAAAUACACUGUAAAAAAAAAAGAUAACAAUGUCAGCAAAAACCACAAUGUACAACACGCUUAUUAAACUACUGCUAACUUGUCCUGAGAGAAAUAGUUUUUAACUUAUUUGCCUUUACAAAUAUCAGAGAUAACCUCUCUAAUAUUGUCUGGUCUUUACCUCAUCAUAUAAAGCACCUUGAGAUGGCUGUUAUUGUGAUUUUGCUAUAUAAACUGAAUCAAGUUCAAUUCAAUUGAAAUGAAAUAAAUUAACUGCCACAACUGGUAGCGUCUAGAGUUAACUCAUGUUUGGUGCCACUGGUAACAUUGCACAGAUUUAGGCAGAAUUGUAAAUGCAGAAUCAAGAUAACUUUUUAAUUUCGUUCUUCUCAGCAGUCAUCUUUAUUGGUAAAUUAAUGCCUUAUAUCAUAUGGCAAUUAGUUUUUUACAGAUUAUUCAUUUAUUUUUUGUUUUGUUUCUCGUACUUGCACAUACUACUAAGAUGAUUCGGUGUCUUUUACAGUCAAUAUUCAACAUGAUGCUGCACAGGAAUAGUUGCCUUAUUUUUCUGACAGAAAAUGAGCACUGCUUUGUUUUCAGAAAAGUGGUCUAACUCUGCAGAUGUCCCUUGCCAUUUCAAAUCUUGCUAGAACAUUCCAACAUAGUAUCAGUCGUAGACAGUAUAAAAGAUGGUUGUAGCUUCUGGGUCGUGGAAUAUGAAGCCAAUGCAGAAGUGCCUUAAACCUAAAGUAUACUCUGUCACAAGGCCACCAGAUGACAAUAGCUGUUCUUGCAGAGACUUUAUUUUCUUAUAUAAGUCUUCUGGAAAAAUGGCUUUCUGUUUUGACCUGUUUUGAUCUGUCUUGACCCGAUGUGUUUAUGAACUUAGUCGCUCAUUUUGGGUCGCAUUGAAUGCAAAAAAAUAAACCUGUUUUAUAAAAUCUUGGUCAUUUAAAAAAAAAAAAAAGAGUAUUAUCCAUGGUAUUCUGCCAUCAGGCUCACUGCCUAAAAAUCUAUCAAUUAUAAGUCAUUAUUCAGUGAGGAAAUCACAUUUCUUUAAAACCAAGAAAUGGCACAAUAAAAGCACUAAUCUUAAGGCUUCAUAACCAGUGGAUUACAUCAUAGUAACUACUUCCACCUUUUACACUGGCUGUGAUACCAGUAAAGUUGUUUUCAGACCAGUCCACAUGACUUCUAAAAAUAUGCAUUUAAAAAAACUAUUUCUCUUUGAUAAAGCCAACUGAUAGCAGUAGAUCAAGCAAGCAAAAACAUUCUUUUAUAGCAGGUACAUUUGACUGCUGAAAAAUCCAACCUCACCGGAGCAGGUUAGAUUUUACAAAAUCUAUUACACUGUUAUAUAGUCACACAUGGGCAGCAGUUUAAUAUACUACAGAGUAGAGGAGGUACUAGCAGACAUGAGCCCUAAAGUUGCUUUUUUUCCCUUUUAAUUAUUAUUAUUAUUAUUUUUUCUUUUUGCCUAUUGUCAUUGUUUAAAAUUGGUUAA